This is a messenger RNA of Cooperia oncophora, 2199 nucleotides long. Lineage: Eukaryota; Metazoa; Nematoda; Chromadorea; Rhabditida; Trichostrongylidae. The record is from the annotation of a GenBank genome assembly.
AUGACAUUUUCUAAACUCCUUAACACAAAAUAUUCAAAACUUUGUUUGCAGACCGAUGAAGAUAUUCCAUAUGAAGAGGAUAUUCUGAAGAAUCCCACAUCGUUACGCAGUUGGCAGCGAUAUAUCGAUCACAAAAAGAAAACCAACGCACCAUGGAGGCAGACGUGUCAGAUUUACGAGCGAGCCUUGAAAGUGUUCGACCGGAGCUACAAGUUGUGGUAUAACUACCUGCGUUUUCGGCAUCGCGUUAUAGCCAACAAAGCACCCACGGAUAUCUCUUGGUCCCAUUUAUGUGAUGCCUACGAAAGAUGUCUUAUUCAUAUGCAUAAGAUGCCUCGAAUAUGGAUGGACUACUGUACAGUGAUGACGAAGAGGCGGGUGAUUACGGAUUGCCGUCGGGUUUUUGAUAGGUAUCUGAAAUUAAAUCCGCGCGGUCGGGAAGACUUUGUGGAGUAUCUGAUCAAGAUUGAUCAACUCGAUGAAGCAGCUCGCCAGCUGGUUACUCUCGUAAAUGAGGACAUGCCCGUAUCAGACAAGGGAAAGACGGUCCAUCAGCUCUGGGCAGAACUUUGCGAACUGAUAUCAAAAAAUCCAAAGAAGGUCCACUCGUUAGAUGUGAACGUGAUUAUGAGGCAGGGCAUUCAGAAGUAUUCCGAUCAGGUGGGCGUGCUUUGGUGUUCGUUUGCUGAAUACUACAUCCGAGCUGGACAGUUUGAAAGAGCACGGGAUAUCUAUGAAGAAGCCAUGAUCUCUGUAAAGACUGUGCGUGAUUUCACCCAAAUUUUCGAUGCCUAUGCCGCUUUUGAAGAGCGGAAUACAGCAGCACGAAUGGACAAUUUGGCUGAGCCACCGAACGAGGAGGAUGAACUCGAACUCGAAUGGCUUUUUGCGAGAUUUGAACAUCUUAUGGCUCGUCGACCGUUGUUGCUGAACAGUGUGUUGCUUCGACAAAAUCCUCAUAAUGUUCACGAAUGGCUCAAUAGAGUCGCUCUUUAUGAAGGGCAACCCGAAAAGCAAAUUGACACCUACCUGGAAGGUGUCCGUACAGUGAAACCGAAGAUGCAGGUGGGAAAACUGUGCUCCCUGUGGAUAUCGUUUGCAAAAUUCUACGAAAAUGCUGAUCAAUUGGAAGACGCUCGAAGUAUUUUCGAAAAAGCCACUCAAAUUCCGUAUGCAAAGGUGGAUGAAUUGGCCACUGUAUGGUGUGAAUAUGCCGAACUGGAGUUGCGACACAAAUCAUCCGAUCGGGCCAUUACCGUAUUGCGACGUGCAUGUGCUCCACCGCCACGUAAAACAAAUUACUUUGACGAAACGGAAACCGUUCAAAUGAGAGUUCAUAAAAGUCUUCGAGUAUGGUCGAUGUAUGCAGAUCUAGAGGAGAGCUUUGGAACGAUUGAUUCGUGCCGAGCCGUAUAUGACCGAAUUCUGGAUCUUCGGAUAGCAACCCCUCAAAUAGUCAUCAACUAUGCGAUGUUCUUGGAAGAGCAUGAUUAUUACGAGUACGCUUUCAAGGCUUAUGAACGAGGAGUGGCGUUGUUCAAGUGGCCUCAAGUAUAUGACAUAUGGAAUUUAUAUCUUACAAAGUUUGUGAAGCGAUAUGGUGGAAAGAAAUUAGAGCGAGCACGAGAUCUGUUCGAGCAAUGUCUUGAGACAUGCCCAGCAAAGUUCACGAAGAAUAUUUUCCUGUUAUAUGCAAAAUUAGAAGAGGACUAUGGAUUGGCUAGGCACGCUAUGUCCAUCUAUAGUCGCGCUGCUGAAGCUGUAGAUAGAUCAGAUAUGUAUUCGAUAUUCAAUAUUUAUAUCAAAAAAGCACAAGAACUCUAUGGACUCCCUCAUACGCGACCAAUCUACGAACACGCCAUUAGCGUACUAGAGGAUUCGUCUAGAGAGCUAAGUCUACGAUAUGCCCAAAUGGAGCGCACACUUGGUGAAAUUGACCGUGCACGUGCGAUAUUUGCACAUGCCUCAGAGAUUUGUGAUCCAAAGAUCCAUGGCCAAUUCUGGGACACAUGGAUGGAAUUCGAGGUGAAGCAUGGCAAUGAAGAUACGCUGCGUGAAAUGUUGCGAAUCAAGCGAUCAGUACAGCAAACGUACAACACAAGCGUGAAGCACAUGUCAGCACAGUUGAUAGCAGCUGGAGCAGCAAAGUCUGCCGAAGAAAUCAAGUCAGCGAACGCCAUGCAGCUACUUGAUAAACAG